AUGGCAAGUGGUAAAGAAAAAUAUCGUUUUGAUACCGAAUUAUUAAUAGCUACUAUAGAACAAAAACCAUGUAUCUGGGAUACAUCUUCAGAAGAGUACAAAAAUCGUGAUACGAAAAAUAAAGCUUGGGAAGAAGUGGCUCAAAUAUUGCUACAUGAUUUCGAGGAUCUGGAUGAGGCAAAACAACAAGAAGCAAUUAAACUGAUUCAGCAACGAUGGAGGUCAGCUCGAGAUGCCUACCGCAGAGAUAAAUCAAAAGUAAGUGCUUCAAAAUCGGGCCAAGCUGCAAAGACAUUUAAAAAGUAUAUUUACUUUGAAAAUCUAAAGUUUUUAAACAAAACUUUAGACCUUAAUGAAACUGACACAAAUUUUCGUAUGGGUAAUAUGGCAGAGAGUCAAAAUGUAGAAGACAUGUCUGAAAAUGAAGAUGCCAUAAUCGAGUCGGUUUACGAAGAAGAUUCUGUACAUACUCAAACAAAGAAGCGCAGAAAAAAACAAGAUAUUGAUGAAAAACUGAUGGAAUUUGUGACCAAUUCAAAAAAAAACGAAAGAUAA
This is a messenger RNA of Ceutorhynchus assimilis (cabbage seed weevil), 555 nucleotides long. The record is from the annotation of a GenBank genome assembly. Lineage: Eukaryota; Metazoa; Arthropoda; Insecta; Coleoptera; Curculionidae.